Messenger RNA from Triticum turgidum subsp. durum (durum wheat), 1413 nucleotides. Lineage: Eukaryota; Viridiplantae; Streptophyta; Magnoliopsida; Poales; Poaceae. The record is from the annotation of a GenBank genome assembly.
AUGGAGUCAUGUAGUGUUGCCAGGAUAAUGAGCUUAGGGAAGCUUGCUAUACACAGGACGUAUUUGUGCACCCUAAUCUUCAGAAAUUUGCCAAAGCUGCUAGGCUUCACUCCCAGGUUACUGAAGAAAUUCUGCAAAGCUGAACAUGUUGAGCUACAACUGACCAAGAAGACUACACUAGGCACACUGCCGGAGCUGCCUCCGGACAUCUUGAUGGGUAUCUUUGCCACCCUUGAGAUCCCUGACCUUGUGCGUGCCGGCUCUGUCUGCUCCUCCUGGCGCUCCGCAUACACAAGCCUACGGAGCCUUGGGCAGUACAAACUCCAGCAGACGCCAUGCCUCCUCUACACUUCCGAAUCCGCUGGUGAGAGUGUUGCAUGCCUCUACAGCCUCGCGGAGAAGAGGUCGUACAAGUUAACUCUCCCGGAGCCGCCUAUACGCACUAGGUGUUUAAUCGGGUCCUCACAUGGCUGGCUGGUAACUGUUGACGACAGAUCUGAGAUGCACCUUGUCAAUCCCAUCACAUGUGAACAGAUUGCUCUCCCAUCAGUGAUCACCAUCGAGCAGGUGAACCCCAUAGUUGAUGAGUAUGGUGCUCUCCACAAGUAUGAGUUCUCAAGGCACACUGGAACCCGUGGUGCUUAUAGGUCGCCAUCAAUCUUUGCUCUUGACAAGCUGCGGCACGAGCUCCACUAUAAAGCGUUUGUUUUCCCUGAUACAUCCACUGGAAGCUACAUUGUCGUGCUCAUCCAUAAUCCAGUGCGUCAGCUCUCUUUUGCAAGGGUUGGGGAUGAUAAGUGGACCUGGCUGCCACCUCAUGAAGACUAUAGUGACUGCACUUACAAAGAUGGCCUGUUGUAUGCAGUGACUGGAACCGGAGAACUCCAUGCUUUUGAUUUCAGUGGGCCUGUUAUCACAAUGGAGAUGAUUAUAAGUAUGCGCGAAAUGCAUCACUGUGGGUACAUGUACAUUGCUCAAGCUCCAUUGGGCGAUCUGCUGCUUGUUUGGAGAAUCUUUCAGGAUUAUGAUUUAGAACCUGAACCAGGGUCAUCUGUGUUUUGGAACAGUACGGAAUAUAAAAUAUAUGAAUUUGACCCUUUGGGAAGUAAACUGAAGGAAAUAAAUCGCUUGAGUGACCAUGUGUUGUUUCUUGGGCAUAAUCAAUCUCUUUGUCUCAGUGCUGAAGAAUAUCCAUCUCUCUCGGCAAAUCAUGCCUACUUCACUGAUGAUAAUUAUUUAUGGACAUUGGGAUUUAAGAAUAAUCACCGUGAUAUGGGAAUUCUAAACUUGGAUGAUAAUAGCAGGGAGGACCUUGAGUCUCCGCAGCUUUGGUCAAAUUUUCCUGCUCCAAUGUGGAUUACACCUGAUCUUAGGAAGAUGAACUUGGCUUCAGGAUGGAUUGAAGAAAACUGA